AUGACCAAUCAGCGCAACGGUGACGAUUCCCUUAAUGACGCUGCUCGUGACAGGGAGGCUCCUUGGAGAGCCGAAUUCCAAGAGCUCCAGCAGAACCAGCAAACGAUGCAACAGGAGAUACGACAGGAGAUGCGCCAGAUGCGGGAGAUGAUAGAGCGCAUGCACAUAGGUCCUAAUCGUAAUCACAGGGACAAUGAUGCCCAUGAUGACGAUGGGAUCCGAGUAAGGCCUAUUCCUCAUCAACCACUUGCACCCAUAAACCGACCACCGGCCUAUGACGAUCCUAGUGACGAUAAAGACUUCGCUGAAGGAGCAUUCGGACGGGACAUUGAGGUAGAUCGAAGGGGAGAAUUACGUAGAGGAGUCGGUCGUGGUGGCACAGGCUUCAGAGGUUAUGAGCACGGUAGAGUUGGCCAUAUGGGGAAUGUCUAUGACGGCGCUGGCUACCGAGAUGCAUAUGGAGAGCAACCCAGACGUCAGGAUCUUGGUAGGGAGGAAUCCCACGAAUACCGAAUGAAGAUUGAUCUCCCAUCAUUCAACGGGCAUCUUCAAAUCGAAGAUUUCUUAGAUUGGGUGAUGGAAGUAGAGAGGUUCUUUGAUUAUAUGAGUAUUCGCGAGGAUCGCAAGGUGAAGUUAGUGGCAUACAAGUUCAAGGGAGGAGCUUCUGCUUGGUGGGAAAAAUUACAGAUUUCCCGAGCCCGACAAGGGAAGGGACCUGUAACUUCAUGGUUGAAGAUGAAGCGGCUACUCAAAGCACGUUUUUUACCACCGGACUUUGAGCAACGGCUAUUCCAACAAUACCAAGAGUGUCGACAAGGAGGUCGGACCAUCCAGGCGUAUGUUGAUGAUUUCUAUCGCCUAUCUGCUCGGAAUGAUCUCAUGGAGACAGAGGAUCAACAAGUUGCAAGGUUUAUUGGUGGACUGCGUGUGGCAAUACAAGAUAAGGUUUCUAUGCAUCCUGUCUUUACUUUGAAUGAGGCAGUUAGUUUGGCAACCCGAGCAGAGAAGCAACUGGAGAGGCCUAAAGCAACAACCUGGGAGCGAAACCCGAGCGAUUCGACGAGACCAACGCAGGGUCGGGGAAAACAACCUCUAGUCCCGACUGUCACACCAAGUCAACCAGUGACUUCCACGGGAAAAGGAGCCAGUAGCAGUUCAAGCACCUCGAGACAACCAGCCAACAAUCCAUACGCACGGCCCAAUCUAGACAAAUGUUUCAAAUGCAACCAACCGGGACAUAGGUCGCAUCAAUGUCCCCGGAGGCAGAUGGUAAACUUGAUCGAACCUGAGCCAGAGGGAGGGUCCGAGAAUGGAGAUAUUGAUACACCCGAGUAUGAAGAAGAGGAGUUGGCUGACGCUGAUGAGGGAAUCCCACUUUCCCGAUCCUUAGUAAUUCAACGUUUACUCUUGACACCGAGGCAAGAGGAUCAAUCUCAAAGGCACAAGAUUUUUCGUACUCGCUGCACAGUCAACCAAAGAGUAUGUGAUGUGAUUAUUGAUAGUGGUAGCGGGGAGAACGUAGUGUCGAAGGAGAUGGUUUCAAAGUUGGGUUUGAAAACUGAGAAGCACCCAACUCCAUAUAAGAUCGGAUGGAUCAAGCGGGGAACCGAGACACUAGUAACCGAGAGAUGUCGUAUCACAUUUUCGAUCGGUAAGCAUUACUCGGAUUCUAUUUUGUGUGAUGUUGUCGAGAUGGAUGCAUGCCACUUAAUCCUGGGAAGACCGUGGCAGUUUGACGAAGUCAAAAAUUCUACUUAUUCUAAGGGAAAGCCGAUCCUCCUAUCCACUGGAUCAGAAUUUAUAGAAGAAGUUAAGGAGGCCCGAGACAUCAUAGCAUUGGUGACCAAGGGAACCCCGGGCUCCGUCUCACAAGAAGUUCCUGAGAUAAUGCGAUCGAUGUUAGAAGAAUUCCAAGACAUCAUGCCUGAAGAGAUGCCCGAAGGACUGCCGCCCAUGAGAGAUAUCCAGCACUAUAUUGACUUAGUGCCGGGAGCAAGUCUCCCGAACUUGCCACAUUAUCGAAUGAGCCCAAAGGAGAAUGCUAUUUUGCAAGAGCAGGUAGAGGGGUUAAUUCGGAAGGGACACUUGCGAGAGAGUAUGAGUCCAUGCGCAGUACCGGCCCUACUUGUACCGAAGAAAGAUGGGAGUUGGCGAAUGUGCGUGGAUAGCCGGGAAAUAAACAAGAUCACGGUCAAGUAUCGGUUUCCGAUUCCCCGAAUAGGUGACAUGUUUGAUAUGCUAUCUGGGGCUAAGAUUUUUUCGAAGAUUGACUUGAGGAGUGGAUGUCACCAAAUCCGUAUACAACCAGGAGAUGAAUGGAAAACUGCGUACAAGACUAAAGAGGGGCUUUAUGAGUGGAUGGUGAUGCCUUUCGGCCUUUCGAAUGCACCAAGCACUUUCAUGCGACUCAUGAAUCAGGUACUGAAACCUUUUAUCGAAAAAUUUGUCGUUGUCUAUUUCGAUGAUAUUCUUAUCUAUAGUCGCAACCCGGUGGAUCACAUGGAUCACGUGAGGAAAGUGUUGGAGGUUCUCCGUGAAAAUAGGUUGUUUAUCAACUUAAAGAAGUGUAGUUUCAUGAUGGAUCGGUUACUCUUCGUCGGAUUUGUAGUCGGUGCCGAUGGAAUCCGAGUGGAUGAAGGGAAGGUGAGAGCAAUCCGAGAAUGGCCCACACCCAAGUCAGUGGGAGAAGUAAGAAGUUUCCAUGGGUUAGCAACUUUCUAUAGAAGGUUCGUUCGGAAUUUCAACAGUAUUGUAGCACCGAUCACCGAGUGUAUGAAGAAAGGAAAAUUCAAUUGGGGUGAAGAAGCCGAGCGAAGUUUCUCAAUCAUCAAAGAAAAGCUAUGCACAGCACCUGUACUUGCCUUACCUGACUUUGACAAGCUGUUUGAAGUUGAAUGUGAUGCAUCAAUCAUCGGGAUAGGAGUCAUGUUAUCUCAAGAAGGGAAGCCCGUAGAAUUUUUUAGUGAAAAGCUCGGAGAAGCAAGACAGAAGUAG
This is a messenger RNA of Corylus avellana, 2994 nucleotides long. NCBI's taxonomy places the organism in Eukaryota, Viridiplantae, Streptophyta, Magnoliopsida, Fagales, Betulaceae. The record is from RefSeq and is a predicted model, not a curated record.